UAAGUUUGAAGUAAAUAUAAAAAAUAAUAAAAUAUGAGAAAUGUGGUCAGAUUCAGACAAGAGUCUUGCAAGCGAAUCCAUCACCAGCCAUCUCCAACCUGCUUUCACGAGGAUAUCUAAUCUUAACUAAUAUUACUUUUAUGUUUUUAUUUUAUUCCCUCCAUUACCCUUCCUUCCCAUCCAACGCCUCCUAUUUCUCCAUUUUCUCAAAUCUAAUUAUUCACCGUCCGAUCAGAUCACCUCAACGAACAUAUCUUCCUCAACAUUCCCUUCCCUCCUUCAGAUCUAACCAGCUAAGUGGCACAGAGGGAAAGAAAAAUUCUUUCUUUUCUCAUUUUUGAGACUUUGGCUCAAAGCUACCAUCUUUACUGUCACUCCCGAAGGACUCAAAUGGUAGAGGCGCAAACAUGGACUACAAGGAGGAUGAGCAACCCAAGAUUGGACUCAACCGCCACUGCCGACCACCAACUUUUGGACAUCCCGGCAACCCCAACAGCUGAGGUGAGAAACGGCAUCUACAGCGUUGGAUCACAUCUCUCUCCUAAUCUCUUAACGGCACUGAUCAUUGCUUCAUGGUUCACGUCCAACAUUGGGGUCCUUUUACUCAACAAGUAUCUCCUCAGCUUUUAUGGCUACCGUUAUCCAAUCUUUCUCACCAUGCUCCACAUGAUCUCAUGUGCUUGUUACAGUUACGUAGCCAUAAACUUUCUUGAAAUAGUUCCAAGGCAACAUAUUUUGUCGAGGAAGCAGUUUUUUAAAAUAUUUGCUUUGAGUGCCAUUUUUUGUUUCUCCGUCGUGUGUGGGAACACUUCUUUAAGGUACAUUCCAGUGUCGUUUAACCAAGCUAUUGGCGCCACGACCCCUUUUUUCACUGCAAUUUUCGCUUUCUUAAUCACUUGCAAGAAGGAAUCUGCAGAGGUUUAUUGUGCACUUUUGCCUGUGGUUUUUGGGAUUGUGUUGGCUAGUAACAGUGAGCCUUUGUUUAACCUGUUUGGGUUCUUGGUUUGUGUUGGUUCUACUGCUGGUCGUGCUUUAAAGUCUGUAGUUCAAGGGAUCUUGUUAACUAGUGAAGCUGAGAAGCUACAUUCCAUGAACUUGCUGCUGUAUAUGGCUCCUAUGGCAGCAAUGAUUUUGUUACCGUUUUCUCUAUAUAUUGAAGGAAAUGUUGCAAGAAUCACACUUGAGAAAGCCAAGACUGAUUCUUUCAUUGUUUUCUUGUUGGUUGGGAAUGCUACGGUGGCUUAUUUGGUGAACUUAACAAAUUUUUUGGUUACCAAACAUACGAGUGCCCUUACUUUGCAGGUUUUGGGAAAUGCCAAAGCUGCAUUAGCAGCGUUUGUGUCGGUUAUGAUCUUCAAGAAUCCGGUGACCGUGAUGGGGAUGGCCGGAUUCGCUGUUACAAUAAUGGGAGUUGUGCUUUACAGCGAAGCAAAGAAAAGAUCUAAGGUCACUACACACUGACAAUAAGGUCACAAACAUGGGUGCGGCUCUUUUUUUAUUCUUCAUUAUAAUUUCUUGCUUUUGAUUAGAUUUAAUGGAAGGAAAAAAAUGAAAUUUGUGAUUGGAAUUGUAUAGGAAGAAUUGAGAAAAAAAAAAAGGGAAAAAAGGGUUAGAUGCUCUUUUUUUUCUUUUGCUAUUGGGGGUGGUUUAAGAGAAUAAAAUUCUCUUUUUCACUUUUUCCCCUGUUUGUAAUCUUAUAGUAUGCUUUUGCUACAUUGAUAUGGACAGAUAAAAUUAAAAAAAAAAAAACUCUAUUCAAACAUUUGUUAUAAUUGGGAGAAAAAGUUCUCCCACUUCUUUAUGUUGGAUUAUUAUUGACUUCAAUCUUCUGUUCAUGCCAUACUCAUUUGCUUACUUAGCAGCUUAAAUCUAUGCAUGAUUCACAUUCUUCAGCCUUAUAUCUGAGUUUGUAUGAACUUUCAUCUUUGUAGAUUGUGAUUUAUAAUCUGUGUUUCUCCAUCCAAUGAUAAUUGAUCAAUUCUUCCCAUUUAUUUCUCCUCAUGGUGGUCAUUUUCUGUAUGAAAUAUAUCAUCUUGAAAAAGCAAAGGGAUUACCUUCAAUUCAUUGAUAGGGACAAUGGUUGAGCCCCUAAUUGUUAGUUUUGAGGUAAUUGACCAAUGAUGCUUGUUACUCCUAUAAAAUAAAAAUGCUGAUGAACUUUAGAAUCUUUUUAUGAACCAUUGCAUUGCAGAGUUAAAAGCUGGUCAGAUUCCAUAUUUCAAUUCCAGGAAAUUAACUGCGCCUGAUGUUGAAAUACCAAGUUUGUAUGUCUAAAAGUUGGCAAUGUAACAUAUUGUUGAUUAGAGAAUUUUAGCUUUUUUUUCAUCACUAUGACGAAUGUUUUUCAACGGCAAAUCAAUGUCGUUCCAUCAUGGAUUCUUGUCUUGCUAGGAAAUUACGUGGAAAUGGAACUGUUAAUGUAUGAACGGUUGAGAAGCUGACAAUUAUGUCGAAUAUGAACCACAUUGCCUGUUCAUAUGCUUGAGCUCUAUCCUGUUUGAACCAUUAGGCAUUGCUGGUUAGCCGCCCCAAUGCUGGUUGCCACGUAUAUGUCUCUAGGCUCUAAGCUCUAGAGGAACCCACUUGGUAUCGCUUGAUUGGGAAUUUACAAUCACUAAUCAGCAACUUGCAUCAUGUGGGACAUAUAAUUAGGGUAGGCUCAAAAUUUUUGUGGUGGUUGGAACAUCAUUCUCUUAGUGGCUGGCUUUAAAAAAUUUUCAUUGAGUUAGUUGAAGGGUAAGAUUUACAAUGAUGAGUUGUAGGAUACAUGGCUUGUCUUUGUCGAGUUAGUUGCGUAUUAAGGUGUUAUAUCUCUCCAUUAAGAAGAUACAUGUCAGUAUAAGAGGUAUAGUUGAUUCUAUAUUGAUUUUUUGGCCAUCCGUCUCACUUCAAACGUAAUCUACCAAUGUUUAAAUUAAGAUUAUGCUCUUUAAACACGGAUGAUAGAUUCUAUUUGAAGUGGGACGGUUGACCAAACUCAGGGGAUCUAUAUAGAGUCAAUCUUAUCUCUUAUACUGACACGUGUUUUCUUGACAUAAAUAUAUAAGAUAACGCUUUGGGGUUAA
Messenger RNA from Gossypium arboreum, 3065 nucleotides. RefSeq names its product probable sugar phosphate/phosphate translocator At1g12500. Gene Ontology annotation, cellular component: Golgi apparatus. The coding region runs from base 391 to 1461 and encodes 356 amino acids. Gene Ontology annotation, molecular function: antiporter activity. Lineage: Eukaryota; Viridiplantae; Streptophyta; Magnoliopsida; Malvales; Malvaceae. The record is from RefSeq and is a predicted model, not a curated record. The transcript has a single exon.